Messenger RNA from Nothobranchius furzeri (turquoise killifish), 1572 nucleotides. RefSeq names its product protein mono-ADP-ribosyltransferase PARP12. Gene Ontology annotation, molecular function: metal ion binding; NAD+-protein mono-ADP-ribosyltransferase activity; NAD+ poly-ADP-ribosyltransferase activity. The record is from RefSeq and is a predicted model, not a curated record. Lineage: Eukaryota; Metazoa; Chordata; Actinopteri; Cyprinodontiformes; Nothobranchiidae. Gene Ontology annotation, cellular component: nucleus.
GAGUGGGCGUGGUUUGCUGGGGUGUUUAAUAAAGGCAGGCUGAGAAAACGAAAAAUGAAAGUAGUGCAGAAUGGCGUCCGCCUGCGAACCUGAUGAUGAAAACUCUAGAGAAAGUGAUCUGGAUUCUUCUGAUGAGUCUGACAGCGACCAAGAUUCAGACUCCGUGGAUGACUGUCAGGAUUACGGGAAGCAGCCCUGCAAGUAUUACAACAGAGGUGGCUGUAAGAAUGGGAGGAACUGCCCCUACCCGCACGUCUGCAAGUAUUAUGUGUCAGGAAGCUGCAAAUAUGGAUCCAGCUGUAAACGAAGUCACAGUUCAGGUGGAAGAGCAUCAUCUGGAGGAAGCAGCAGGUUUCAGGACCAAUCAGCCAACCCAAAGCUGACCAAUGGUAAGCUCUACCAGUGGCAGCUGAAUGAUGGCCGCGGCUGGAGGGACGUUAAAAACGAUCACGUCAUUGAGGCUCAGUACUCGCUGCCACACACCAAAAGCAUCAAAAUCUACAACACAGCUUAUGGGGCAUUGAGCAUCGAUUUCUCCAGGAUGAGAGUUUAUGGAAAAAAUCUGAAAGUGAGGCGUUUGGAUGACGGGAACACCAUUUGGCUCUGGUACUGCACUCUGCAUCGUAAGUGGAUGAAGUAUGGAGACAAGGAUUCAAAGGGAAACUCUGGUCCCGUGAAAAGUGUCGACAUUGAGACGAGUUUCCAGAGAAACCCUGCAAGCUCCCAUAGUUUCAGCAUUGGAGCAGAAACCUAUGAGAUUAGGUUCCCAGAAAUGCGACAGGUGGGUACAACGAAAAAGAGGAAAGUGACGCGGCGACCCCAGUUUAGACAACAAGGAGUGAUUGGAUCUGCUCAUCUAGUCCCAGCUAUGGCGGGUCUGACGCUGAGCCACACACCAAAGUGGGAAUUUGAGGGAAAUAGUGGAUCGUGGCACGAGUUCAAACCCAGACCUGAGUGCUCAGUAACCAGUGAUGACAUUGAGAGGAAAUACCAGCAAAACACCUCCGACAGCAUGGCCUUCACAGUGAACGGACAGUCCUACAAACUGGACUUCAAAGCAAUGAUCCAGAUCAACCUCACAACCAUGAGUUCUCGUAAGAUCCGACGUGUGUGACAGAAUACUGCAGUCUUCUAACUUGCAGCUUUUAUUUUGAAAGCUGGUGCUUUUAUUGUUGCAUUGAAAUGUUCUCGGACAGAGCCAUGAUGGGAAAUUUUAUUUUAUGUUUACAUUUUGAAGCGCAUGAGCAACUUCAGUGAGGUGCACCAUAACAUGCAUAAACGCAUGUCCUUUACACGAAUCACAGACUCUUUGUCUUUUGUGGAAUUGAUGUUGGAAUCACCGAUUUUAUCAAAUGAAGACGUUUUAAUUUCACUUUUUAUUUACUUCAUGUUAGACACCUAUCUCUUAUUGACUAAAGGGCUGGGAUGGAUUUUUGUGAAACUAACAAAUGUUUAUGAAUUCAGUAGAAUGGUUAAAAGGUUAUUGGUAACUAAUUUAAUGUGCCAAGUAUUCUCUACCUGCCACCAUGUGUGUACCAGUUGGUGCCAAAUAAACAUAAAAAAUAGUAAUAA